Molecule: messenger RNA, 4483 nt
Organism: Eleginops maclovinus (Patagonian blennie)
Lineage: Eukaryota; Metazoa; Chordata; Actinopteri; Perciformes; Eleginopidae
Gene: fzd1
Product: frizzled class receptor 1
Exons: 1
Coding region: 291-1958 (555 amino acids)
Biological process (GO): canonical Wnt signaling pathway; non-canonical Wnt signaling pathway
Cellular component (GO): plasma membrane
Molecular function (GO): Wnt-protein binding; Wnt receptor activity
Source: RefSeq, a predicted model, not a curated record
GCAGGCUGGAGCGGCAGACUGGCGCUGCGUCUGGAACACUGAGCACUGGUCAGGCUCUGUGGAGGAAGCUGCUUCUGUGGAUUUGACCGGAGAAGCCGAGUUUAUCUUUUAAAUCCGGGGGCUUUUCCUUUCUGUGGUAGCACUGCGCUAGACGUAGAGCCGGAGGAAAGGAACACUUGAAUUAAAUCAACUGGAGGAAUUUUUACCUCGCCAACAAAGAACGUUCAAGGAAGUAGCUGCUGGCUGUAAGUUGGUGAAGCAGACAGAAAGUACUGGAUCUAUUUUCCACCAUGGCUCACCACAGACUCCUCCGUGCGGGUUUGACUUUAUUGUUUUUUAUUCUGUUCGUGAAUGUGGGGAUUUUUCGAGUGAAUGGACAAUACGGCGGGGACCGAGGAAUGUCUAUACCGGAGCACGGGUUCUGCCAGCCGAUCUCCAUUCCGCUGUGUACGGACAUCGCGUACAACGAGACCAUCAUGCCCAACCUGCUCGGGCACACCAACCAGGAGGACGCGGGUCUGGAGGUGCACCAGUUCUACCCGCUGGUUAAGGUCCAGUGCUCUCCGGAUUUAAAGUUCUUCCUCUGCUCCAUGUACGCGCCCGUGUGCACGGUGCUGGAGCAGGCGCUGCCCCCGUGCCGCUCUCUGUGCGAGCGCGCGCGGCAGGGCUGCGAGGCGCUCAUGAACAAGUUUGGCUUCCAGUGGCCCGACAGUCUCGCGUGCGAGACCUUCCCGGUGCACGGAGCAGGAGAGCUGUGCGUCGGGCAGAACAUGUCCGACCGCACGGAGGGAGACAGCCCCGGCCCCGAGGUGUUCCCGACCCCGCGCCCGAUUCCUGAACACCCAAUGCCCGGGCAGUUUAGAUGCCCGGCCUCGCUGCGGGUGCCCCCCUACCUGAACUACCGCUUCCUCGGGCAGGAGAACUGUGGCGCUCCCUGUGAGCCCAAGAGGUCUCACGGGAUGAUGUACUUCAACGAGGAGGAGCUGAAAUUUGCCAGGAUCUGGAUUGGGAUCUGGUCCGUGUUGUGCUGCGCCUCCACUUUGUUCACUGUGCUGACCUACCUGGUGGACAUGAAGCGCUUCAGCUACCCGGAGCGGCCCAUUGUCUUCCUGUCCGGCUGCUACACCAUGGUGUCCAUCGCCUACAUCGCUGGGUUUCUACUGGAGGACAAGGUUGUUUGUAAUGACAGGUUCGACAACGACAUAAGGACUGUGGUGCAGGGCACAAAGAAGGAGGGCUGCACCAUCCUCUUCAUGAUGCUCUACUUCUUCAGCAUGGCCAGCUCCAUCUGGUGGGUCAUUCUGGCUCUUACCUGGUUCCUGGCAGCUGGGAUGAAAUGGGGCCAUGAGGCCAUCGAGGCUAACUCCCAGUACUUCCACCUGGCGGCCUGGGCCGUCCCCGCCAUCAAGACCAUCACCAUCCUGGCUGUGGGGCAGGUGGAUGGAGACGUGCUGAGCGGGGUUUGCUUCGUGGGCAUCAACAGUGUGGACGCCCUGCGAGGCUUCGUCCUGGCCCCGCUGUUCGUCUACCUAUUCAUCGGAACCUCCUUCCUGUUGGCGGGCUUCGUCUCACUGUUUCGUAUCCGGACCAUCAUGAAGCACGACGGCACCAAGACGGAGAAGCUGGAGAAGCUGAUGGUGCGGAUAGGGAUCUUCAGCGUGCUGUACACGGUGCCGGCCACCAUCGUCAUCGCCUGUUACUUCUACGAGCAGGCCUUCAGGGAGCAGUGGGAGAGGACGUGGGUCAGCCAGACGUGCAAGACCUACGCUGUGCCGUGUCCUGUCCAGAACCACCCCAACAUGAGUCCAGACUUCACUGUCUUCAUGAUAAAGUAUCUAAUGACACUCAUUGUGGGCAUCACCUCUGGCUUCUGGAUCUGGUCUGGGAAAACCCUGAACUCCUGGAGGAGGUUUUACACGAGACUGGCCAACAGUAAACAGGGGGAGACCACGGUGUGAGGGGGACCCACACAGACUGCUGAGUGACAGACUGAAUGAUAACCCGUCCUUCCUGUUGACUUUUUUCUUGGACUUAAAGACAUUUUUUUUUUUUUUUAUGUACAUAUACAUUUGUGAGAUUUUUGUAAGUAUAUAUUUGUAUUUAAAGAUUUUUAAAUGUUUUUUUUAAACUCCUUUUUCCUACUUCGGACAUAAUGGAAUUGUACUUUAUAAUCACAAAGAGCCAGCUGACCUUCAAUCAUCCGGGGGUCCCAUGACCCGACUUACUGUGGACACCAGUGGAGUAUUCACAUUGUGUGUGUGUGUGUGUGUGUGUGUGUGUGUGUGUGUGUGUGUGUGUGUGUGUGUGUGUGUGUGUGUGUGUGUGUGUGUGUGUGUGUGUGUGUGUGUGUGUGUGUGUCGUGCGUGCGUGCGUGCGUGUGUGUCUUUGAUCAGUGAGCUGCCUGCAAGCGCUGGCUCUAUUCUGAGCGGAGUCCCGUGAAACCCAAGUGCUUCCUCGUGGCUCCUCUCAUCCUGAUUACCCAGCUGUGGUGUGUGUGUGUGUGUGUGUGUGUGUGUGUACGCGUGUGUGCGUGCGCGUGCGUGUGUACAGUGGGGCAGCAGUUGUCUGGGUCUGAAGGGGAAUGUCAGCAAACGGUGCGCAAGUUGUGAAUGUGAGCCAUUGUGACAGAUGCUUGUGGUCUGAGCACCGAUCAUUCCGUUCCAAAUAAAGCACACACAAUUACACCAGGUUAACACAACAUGCCAGUGUUUCUGCAUGUUUUCGAUCUGGAGAUGAUGUGUUUACCAUAACCUCAGACCAAACUGCAUUGUGUUCAUCCUGUUUUACUACCUUUCUUUUAGCUACAAUUCAUUAGUCAUCACAAGUCGUUUUAAAACGGCUGGAGUGGGUUAUUCCUGCACAGUGUCCACCAUCACUGCUCGUGUUAGUGCUGCAUAUUCCGAUGUAUGUAAAGAUACCCUGCACUAUAAUGCUACAACUUCACAACCCAACUGAAAGCUGAAAAGAUGUUUGAAGACCCUGGUAAUCAUGAACGUUUUUAGUAUGGUGUGACAUGGCCAGUUGAUACAUGGUUACAAGAGUAUGUUAAGACAAGGGUCAAAACAUGCAAACAUACUGGGGUGUGUUUCUUCCAAAAACUGAUUUUAAACAGCAUUCAUAUGGGCUGAAUUGCUGUUUACUGAACUUUAAAAUAAAUCUGCCUGUAAUGGACACUACAAGAGGUUAAAACACAGACCCUCACAGCAGACCUUGUGUGUGUUGAAGCAUAUUUUAUAUUUUAUAUAUGUAUAUGCAUACAGUGCUGUGUAAAAUCCUUGGACACCCUUUGGACAUUACCGCUUAUUUUAGUCACCUUUGACAUGUUUGUUAUGGUCAGUAAGACCAUAUAAUAAUACAUUUGAUUCAUUGUUUAGCCAUCAUUCAUUUAAAUAAAAGCCUGUGAAGGUAGAGGCCCCUUAGAGUAGAGCAGUUAUCGAUACGAUUGUUGAGGAUUUAAUUGAUAAUGAGUUAAUAAUUUCAGUACAUUUGCAUUUUCUAUUUUCUGACAUAAAUAUCUGUUUAUUGAGCAAUUCAUCUGCAUAUUGAUUAAUAAUGAUUGUUAGUGUAAUCACAAUUAACUGUGACAUGUAUAAGCUGUCACUGCAGCUUUCAAACAUCUUUUUUUGCCUUCCAAAAACUAGUUUCACAAUGUUUACAAAGUUGAGGGUGUAGCAUGGAUUCAGCUGAUGUAAAAUGAGCAUAUUACAGAAAAUGAGACCUAGACUCAGCUUAGGGGUAAAGUUACUUCAGGUUUAAAGUUCUGAUAGCUUUCUUUAUCUGAGGGUAUGUUAAUGUUUUAUGUUGAGUUCAGGGGAAGACUCUGAACAGUUAAUGCACCUGCAAUGGAUAAAAGAUUGUAUUCAUAUAUUUAAAACUGAGUAAUUCUUUGUAACUUUAUUUGAGUCAGCAUCAUGGUUCAAAGGGUGUCCAAACUUCACCAUGGCACUGUAAACAUGGUUCAAUCAGCUGAUGGGGGGGGUUGUUUUCAUGCACAUAUCAGAAAUGUUUGUAACAAAGCAUAUUUUUUGGGUUCGUCUGUACCGGCACAUGUUUUUCUGAACCCAGAGGUUAAAUGUGUCUGUGAUUGUAGAGUCUGGGGUUGAUGUGCAGAGUAAUUUGAUCCCACUGAACAUCUCUGCUGUCUGCAUCGUGGGGCGAAGAGCAGCCUGCAGAGAAAGGAAGCCUUGUGUUGAUGCAGCACACACACACACACACACACACACACACACACACACACACACACACACACACACACACACACAUCACCACUUGUGUUCUUGUCAAACGCUCUUCCACACCGUGCUUCCGGUUCAUGGUAAUCCUUUUAUUGUGUUGACAGCUCUACAAUAGUCACAGCUUUGAAGUAAUUUCCUUUUGCAUUUGCUAUGAAGAGAACCUUUUAUAUUUAUAGAAAAAAAAUCUUAUAUAUACACUACAUUGAUUGCUUUAUGAGAAUAAAAACAAUCUCACCAUUGCAAAUGUG